Messenger RNA from Thermothelomyces thermophilus ATCC 42464, 1575 nucleotides. RefSeq lists its product as uncharacterized. NCBI's taxonomy places the organism in Eukaryota, Fungi, Ascomycota, Sordariomycetes, Sordariales, Chaetomiaceae. The transcript has 2 exons. The coding region runs from base 360 to 1322 and encodes 320 amino acids. The record is from RefSeq and is a predicted model, not a curated record.
ACUUCCCGAACCUUUUCCGUCUGAUGCCACUCCCAGACCCAAGCCAGUGCUGGUCUAAAAGAAUUCAUUGCCGUAUCUUGCUCGGUCCGCCAUCGUCUUUACAUUCUCCGUCUUGAUCUCUCUCACUCAGCCUUUUUCUCUUAUUGUCAUGCUCGCUGUUGUCUUCCAUCUUUCUCCUGGACUUAUUCAGCUUAGCGUGGGUGGCCGGCGGAUUCACCCGAGUCCACGAUCUGCUUCUGAUUCCAGCCCCGUCACCCAAGAUGACAUUUCGCAUGCCGAGCUUCCCUUCCCUCGCCGCAGCGCACCUACGAGGGUCCGGUCUUCUCUGGCCGUCUCUGAGUCGAGCUUCGUGGUCAAGAAUGGCUCUCCGACUCUCGCUCCUUCAAGUAUUUGCUGCCGCCAUCCUGGCAUCUUUCUCUUUGCUGCUCGCCCACGGCGAGUCAGCGGCGACAGUGAGAUCCUGUACGACUCACGAUCAUCACAACACAUUGGCAGAACUGUUCCCCAACAGUGCCACCGGGGUUCUGAAUGCGACGCUAGCCAUCAUCCCGAUCUCGUUGGAGACGGCCCGUCGCCUAAUUCCGCCGCAGUACGGCAUUCUCGAACGGGCCUACCGGGCUCUGGUGCCCAGCUUCCCCGAGGGGAUGUACCCGCUGAUGGUACAGGCCGCCCAUGACCACGACGUCCAGCUCCGUGCUUACGGCAUUACCAUUGACGACUUUUCGCGUGUCGGGUUCGAGUUUCCCUUGCUGGAUCUCGCAGGCGAUGGCUACUCCUCCUUUCGCUGGGCCCCUGCUCAGCUCAUCAGUGCGACCAAUCCUAUUGCCCUGGAGGGGUCCAGAGCGUACGGAACACUUGUCACUCCGGCCAAGUACGAGCCGCUCUGCGAUGCCUACCACCGCCUGGCCAACGGCCACACGUAUUUCAGAGGCGUCGGGUUGGACUCCUCUGAUCUUUUCGAGCUCGAGAUGGCACGCCUGUCUCACGCAGCGCUCAACCCUUACCCCCUGGAACUUUUCAAGAACAUCACCAACCAACCCACAUUCGCAAAUGCUACGUCGUGCGACAACAUGAUCCGACUCUUCAACACUUCCAUGACGGUUGGCGCUAACGCUCCCGUUCACGUCCAUGGGAGGGUCCGAGCCCGUGCCUUUCCCUUCCAAGAGGCGGAAAAAGAGUGGACGGAUAUCUAUGGCGUGCAGGUCGCGACGCCAUUUAUCGAGAACAACUACCUCGAGUGCCGGUCCAUGAGAGGAUACUCGGGUACCGGCGGGCCCGGGGACUCCUACGUACAUGAAGCUAAUGUUAAUGAUGAACUGUAAAAUAAGAAAAAGGGAAAGUACAUAAUGUCCAACGCAGUGGAGAGCUCGAAUAAGCAUCUGAGAGGCGUUAAGAGUAGUGGCAACGAAGAACAGAAAGAGUGCAUUGUUAAACUAUCUAUAAAGGAGAAAAAGAAUGGUAUAAAUAGACAAAGGAUAUGAUCUGUACGCUGAUGAGCGUGCAAAGCGGUGUAUAUAGCUCGUGGCUGGUUCCCUAGAAGCUUGGCUGCUUCUGAUAUACUAUAAUAAUCAGGAG